This is a messenger RNA of Amaranthus tricolor (Joseph's coat), 802 nucleotides long. RefSeq lists its product as uncharacterized. The record is from RefSeq and is a predicted model, not a curated record. Lineage: Eukaryota; Viridiplantae; Streptophyta; Magnoliopsida; Caryophyllales; Amaranthaceae. The transcript has a single exon. Bases 191 to 538 code for a protein of 115 amino acids.
UUAGGGUAUAAAAGGUAGUUAAAUAUUGUCCCACAUGAGAAACCCAAAAUGGUCAAAUAAAUGCACACCAGACACCAUAUUGAAAUUGUCAAAUUCAAAUCGAAUCUCAUCUUCCCUUUUCCCUUCCAUACCUCCUAUCAAAUUCCUAAAUACUACAAACAACAAUUGAUUAGUAGCCUAACGUUUUCGCAUGUUGAAAUUAAGAGGCUUCAAUCAAACAAUCCAUCUUCAUCCUAAUACCAAUUUUAACACGAAUAAUCUUAAUUUACUGAUCGUAAAGCCAGUCAAUUUUUCUCCAAGAACGUCAAUGGCGGAUUCCGAGAGCAGAUCAGAGAUUACGCAAACGUUGCAGACGGAGAAGAAGGCGGAGAACAAAGAAAUUCCGCCGAAGAAAAAGGAAUUGCCAGAGCCGCCGGAGAAACCAGAGGCUGGAGAUUGUUGUGGAAGUGGAUGCGUUCGAUGCGUUUGGGAUGUUUACUAUGAUGAACUCGAAACUUAUAAUCAAUUGCUCAAGGAAUACAAUAACUCUCUCAAAUGAAUUUCUGUGCAUCCUAUUCGUUUUUUUCUUCUUCUCAUGUAAUUCUUGUAUUUUUGCCGUUGUAAUUGAAUUGGAUUUGAAAUUGAAUUUGUGAUAUACAGAUUUGAUUCUAUUACAAAUCAAUUGAAAUUACUACAAACAAUUUGUUUUGUGGAACAUCUUUUACAAAAACAAAUUCAAUUUGUAUCGUCUUGUCUUCAGUUUAUUUGGAAAAUUAAUUAUAUUAUAGUUUAAGAAACUAAUACUUACUCCGUUCUAAUAUAC